Molecule: messenger RNA, 1192 nt
Organism: Hibiscus syriacus
Lineage: Eukaryota; Viridiplantae; Streptophyta; Magnoliopsida; Malvales; Malvaceae
Product: dof zinc finger protein DOF3.4-like
Exons: 1
Coding region: 244-975 (243 amino acids)
Biological process (GO): regulation of DNA-templated transcription
Molecular function (GO): DNA binding; DNA-binding transcription factor activity
Source: RefSeq, a predicted model, not a curated record
CUGAUCACAAUCUCUUGCCUACAAAACACCGUAAAAGCCAGCUUUUUUUUCCACUAUUCUCUCGUUUAACCUUCACAGUUUGUUUCACUGUCCCAAUAGAUUCUCUUCCUCUCCUCUCUCUCUCUCUCUCUCCCCCCCCCCCCCCAAAUAAGAAUAAACCCCCUCUUCACUCUCUCCUUAACAUCCACAAGCAUACACUUGAAGAAGAUACUCUAACUUAAGGCACUUUUGUUUUGUCUCAAAAUGACGUCAAGUUCCGGGGAUCAAAACAGGCGUUUAACCAAGGCUCAUGGAGCCCCACCACCGGAACAAGAGCAACUGCUUUGUCCACGCUGUGACUCCACCAACACUAAGUUUUGCUACUACAACAACUAUAACUUUUCUCAGCCUCGCUAUUUCUGUAAGUCCUGUCGCCGUUACUGGACUCAUGGUGGCACCCUUAGGGACAUUCCUGUCGGCGGUGGUACCAGGAAAAAUGCUAAGCGUUCACGCAGGAACAGCAACAGCACCACAACCACCCAUGGCACAGCUUUUUCCGCAACCAAUUCUGCCACAACCACCACCGCCCCUAAUCAUCGUAACUUCCCAUUACCUACCACCCCCGUUUUGUUGCCAAUCUCUGCUAAUCAGGGAAGUUUUGGUAUUGGUGGAGAGUCCAAGGGAAAUAUUUUUGGAAGUUUUACUUCAUUGUUGAAUACUCAGGGGUCUGGUUUUCUUGCUCUUGGUGGGUUUGGGCUUGGUAUUGCUCCAACGCUCGAGGAUGUUGGAUUUGGGCUUGGAAGAGGAAUGUGGCCUUUUCCGGGCGUAGGAGAUGGAGCUGCUGCUGCUGCUAUUGGUGGGCGUGGCAAUGUUGGGGCUGCCACGGAAAUAGGGAAUAUAUGGCAGUUUGAAGGUGCAGAGCCUAGUUCUGUUGGCGGAGAUUGCUUUUCCUGGCCUGAUCAUGCUAUUUCAACCCCUGGAAAUGGUGCCAAUUGAAUCUUCUUCUUUUCUUAAUGUUUCUAGUACAAGGUGAAUAUAGGGAGUGCCGAGAGUAAACAAUUAGCCACAUGAAAGUACAAAUAGGACUAUGACUUCUCUUUAUUGUUCUUUGGUGACUUAAUGCCAUGGGAUUUGGUUUACUUUGUCUGCCAUUUUCAUGCAAGGACAUAGCUUAAAUCAAAAUGAUUAGUCUGUGUGUAGUUUUUGAUGUUGA